Carya illinoinensis is the source of this 2824-nucleotide messenger RNA. Its product is annotated as probable E3 ubiquitin-protein ligase XBOS32. Gene Ontology annotation, molecular function: protein binding. Bases 1103 to 2578 code for a protein of 491 amino acids. The record is from RefSeq and is a predicted model, not a curated record. NCBI's taxonomy places the organism in Eukaryota, Viridiplantae, Streptophyta, Magnoliopsida, Fagales, Juglandaceae. The transcript is spliced from 10 exons.
UUCCCCAAUUAAACAUCUCGCACUUCUGAUCCUCUUUAUUUAUGAUCCUCUUGCCUUUUUAUUUUAGGCAAAUUCAGCUAACCAUAUGACUGUACAUAUAUGUAGGUUUUUAUAUAUAUCAUGCCUUGCACCUUUUUUUGGGUCAAUUCUUUGCUAUGAUCAUUCUCUCCAGCAAAGGAGAUUACUUAUCUGGGUGUAGCAGAUUUCAUUCUUUAGGUACAUCUGGGUUUGGGUAUUGGGAUAUUCUGACUUUUGCUUGAGAAUUUGGAAGUGGGUGUUGCGUAGUUUGAAUCUUUUUGUUGCUUUUGUGUUUUUAUAAAUAGUUAUUACGGAUUUUUUAUUUUGAGGGAAAACUUGGAAGUGGGUAUCGCAGGAUUUUGAUUCGUUUAGGAUUAUGUACAGGUGGGUACAAGAAAUUCGGGUUCUUGGGACAUAUUCACCAAUCGUUGAGGGGGAUUUUGGCAGUCAUCGGAGAUUUUGAUUCUUUCAGGAUUAUCAUGUAGAGGUGCGUGUCAGGAAUUCGGAUUCUUGGGGGAUAUUCACGAAUCGUUGUGGCCAUUUGGGGGCGAAAGUAUAAAGGAUGAUUUUAGGAUCGAUUAAGAAUAUAGUACGCUGUUGAAAAGGAAUUUAAAGUUGUCUGUUUUAACUUGUAUGUUUGUUGGGUUUCUCGACGUUUACGAGGACUUUUAAACUAAUCUAUAAACAAUCACAUCUAUGUCAAUUUUUCUAAUGGGUAGUUUCAGAGUGGGUUGCUCCUCAUUUUCCCAAAAUUGAGGAUGUGUGCAUGACGAAACAAGUCAGUUCUGUGUGUUUGUGUGUGUGUGGGAGCAUCAAUGCUAGUGGGACUCUGACCGUUACAACCAAUACUUCUGCUGUCCUUGAGAGGCUUUGUCAUGGGUUGUUAUCAGUUUGGUAAGACUAAGAAGUUUUGUGAAGAGAUUUAAGGGUUACUUUUCAGUUUCUAUUUAUUCCUUAUGCGAAAUUGCUGAUGGAUUAAGGAUCAAUGUUCUUUGUAUUCCUCCAUUUAUGAAGAUUAAGGGACAUGAGCUAGGCAGCAAUCUCGUUUGGUUUGGUUUGGCUUAUUUGAAAAUCUUUGUGGGUCAUGGGGUUUCUUAGCAUAGUGGGGAAUUCAUUCGGAUGUUCAGCAUCGGGGGAGCGCUUAGUUUCAGCAGCAAGGGAUGGGGACCUUCAAGAAGCCAAGGCAUUGUUGGAUUAUAAUCCCCGUCUUGCGAGGUACUCAACUUUCGGUGUUCGUAAUUCCCCACUCCAUUACUCUGCAUCUCAGGGCCACCAUGAGAUAGUCUGUCUCUUACUCGAGUCUGGAGUUGAUAUUAAUCUCCGAAACUAUCGUGGUCAGACUGCUUUGAUGCAAGCUUGCCAGCAUGGUCAUUGGGAAGUCGUUCAGAUUCUGGUUGUUUUUGGAGCAAAUAUUCACAGAGCGGAUUAUCUGAAUGGGGGUACUGCCCUCCACUUAGCUGCUUUGAAUGGUCAUUCGCGGUGCAUUCGUCUCCUCCUUGCAGAUUAUAUACCUAGCAUCCCCAGUAUCUGGAAUGUAUUAAGGAAAAGAUCAGACAGUGAAGAAUCAAUCUUAGAAUUUGAUGACAGUGAUCUCUGUCAUGUAAUUAAUAAGCCUGCUGAUGGAGGCAUCACUGCUCUCCACAUGGCAGCACUGAAUGGGCAUGUCGAGAGUGUGCAAUUGCUCUUGGACUUGGGGGCAUCUGUCUCUGAGGUCACUGUGGAGGAUGGAACCACAAUCGAUCUAAUAGGUGCUGGAAGCACAGCUCUGCAUUAUGCUGCAUGCGGGGGAAAUGCACAAUGUUGUCAAAUUUUAAUUGCCAGGGGUGCCAGUCUGACUGCUGAAAAUGUGAAUGGAAGUUGGCUUGAGGAAAUUCUUAGAACCGAGAUGGCAGAGCAGGCACGAAUUCUUCCUACACCCUAUCUGUCACUUCCCCUUAUGAGCAUUUUCAAAAUUGCUAGAGAAUGUGGAUGGAGGACAGGUGAAUCUUCAGCCGCAUGUCAUGAUCCAUGCGUCGUCUGUUUGGAAAGAAAGUGCACAGUAGCUGCAGAAGGUUGUGAUCAUGAAUUCUGCACACGGUGUGCCUUGUACCUUUGUUCCACAAACUGCACGUCAAACGUUGCUAAUGGUCCCCCGGGCUCGAUAGCAUGUCCUCUAUGCCGGCAUGGGAUAGUUUCAUUUGUCAAGCUUCCUGCAACUAGACCAGUUGUUAAGGAGAUUGCGAGAACGAGUUUGUCCCUAACAUUUUGCACGUGUUCUGGCGAAGAACCAGAGUCAUCUUCACUAGAGACCCCAUUUUGCAAGCCCGAGCUAUGUUGCUCCAGAAUUUCCCCUCUAGGAUCUUCUUUCCGCUCUCUGAGCUGCCAGAGGUUCCCGUCCAUGAGAAUUAACUAUAACUUUCUUUGCAAGGGAGCUCCAGAUAUUUGUCGUUCUUUAGUUCCCUGCAUUGUAAACCGAAACUUGCGAAGGUGUUCAAGAUCAGGCUUUAGGCGAUCGGCUUCUGAGGGCAGAAGAACAUGGCUCACUGCUUUAAAUCACUAUGUAACUUCUGGCGGUGGAUGAUGAAAAUUUUUUACUUUUACUGCAUUCCCUUUUUUUGGCAUUCCAAAAUCCAAAGCAUGGUUUCUCCUCUUUUCUUUUUUGCUCCUGAUAAAAUAAUGAGGAACUCUUUGGAAUUAAAUGAUGAUAAUUGUGCUUGUAGAUCUAUUAAUUAUGUCAGCAACUAGCUAGAGGAUUCAUUCUUCUUACUCUUUUUAUGCUAAUUUUUGAACUUCCAGAAAAAUAAAGACUUUCGAAUCUUUUUAUUUU